AUGGAGCCAAUACGUCCCAAAAACCGCCUCGGCUUUGAGAUCGCCAUUAUUUGCGCUCUCACGAUCGAAGCAGAUGCUGUUGAAGCUCUGUUCGAUCAGUACUGGGACGAUGAUGGCCCGGACUACGAGAAAGCGCCGGGCGAUCCGAAUGCAUACUCAACAGGGUCUAUCGGUAAACAUAAUGUUGUCCUCGCUCGAAUGCCCGAUAUGGGGAAGGUCAGCUCCGCAACCGUGGCUGUACAUUGCCGUGUUAGUUUCCCUAACAUCAAGCUCGCUCUUGUCGUCGGUAUAUGUGGUGCGGUACCCUUUAUACCUAAGAGCAAUAUUGACAUCUACCUCGGAGAUGUAAUUGUGAGCAGAGGAAUUGUUCAAUAUGACCUCGGGCAUCGACUCCCGGGACAGUUCAUCCGCAAAGAUACAGUCUCGGAAGAUCUUGGUAGGCCUAGCGGAGAAAUUCGCUCCUUUCUAGCGAAACGCGAGGGCAUCCGGGGUCGAAAAGGAUUGAGAACCAAAACUAUAAGUUAUCUGAAUAGUCUUCGGAACGAACCUGAGCUGGAAGCAGAGUACCCCGGUGUUCAAUAUGACAAGCUAUUCAAGGCUAUGUACCGUCAUGUCAGCGAUGGUAAUAGGUGUGAGGAAUGCGGAUGUAGUGGAGAGCUGGUUGUCCGUGCUCGCCAUUCCCAAGAUAUACCACAGCCGGCAAUACAUUUCGGCUUGAUUGCCUCUGGCGAUGCAGUGAUGAAGUGUGGUGUGGAGCGCGACGAUAUAUCAAAACAAGAGGGUGUCGUUGGUUUUGAGAUGGAAGGUGCCGGAGUUUGGGACACGUUCCCUUGUAUGGUGAUCAAGGGUGCCUGUGACUAUGCUGACAGCCAUAAGACGAAAGUCUGGCAAAGAUAUGCUGCUGCAACAGCAGCGGCACUUCUGGUCACCUUCUACCAUCGCAUCACCUAA
Messenger RNA from Clonostachys solani, 951 nucleotides. Lineage: Eukaryota; Fungi; Ascomycota; Sordariomycetes; Hypocreales; Bionectriaceae. The record is from the annotation of a GenBank genome assembly.